This is a messenger RNA of Ixodes scapularis (black-legged tick), 1210 nucleotides long. Its product is annotated as acyl-coenzyme A synthetase ACSM3, mitochondrial. The transcript is spliced from 11 exons. NCBI's taxonomy places the organism in Eukaryota, Metazoa, Arthropoda, Arachnida, Ixodida, Ixodidae. The record is from RefSeq and is a predicted model, not a curated record. The coding region runs from base 118 to 1152 and encodes 344 amino acids. Gene Ontology annotation, cellular component: mitochondrial matrix. Gene Ontology annotation, biological process: acyl-CoA metabolic process; fatty acid biosynthetic process. Gene Ontology annotation, molecular function: fatty-acyl-CoA synthase activity; fatty acid ligase activity.
UGCUGGAAAAGCUUUAGUGACCUUUUGAAAGGUGCUCAAGAAUUUGAGGGCGUGGAAACGCUGAGGGAUGACCCUGCGUUUGUCUUCUUCACGAGCGGCACCACGGGACCUCCCAAGAUGGUGGAGCACAGCCAGGGAUAUUGCUUGGCUCACCUCGCCACAGCCACCUACUUCCAGUCGCUGCGUAGGAGUGACGUGUUCUGGUGCAUUUCGGACACCGGGUGGGCCAAGGUGGCCUGGGGCACUUUCCCCGCCUGGCUCACGGGGGCCUGCUUGUUCCAGGCACGCAUGCCCAGGUUCUCCCCCGAGACCACCCUCUCGAUACUAUGUGACUAUCCAAUCACCAAGCUGUGUGCGCCACCCACCGUGUACCGUGCUCUGUUGCAACUGGACCCAUCACUCUUCAAGUUUAGGUCUCUAAAUGACUGCGUUGCAGCCGGAGAGGCCAUGCAUCCUGAAGUGGCGCUUCAGUGGUUUGACAGAACAGGACUUCAAAUCAGGGAAGGCUAUGGUCAGACCGAAUCAGUGGCUCUUUGUGCCAGCCCCGUUGACAAAGUAGUCAAGCCAGGCUCGAUGGGUCUUCCAGUACCGAAUGUCACGAUACAAAUUCACGAUGACGAAGGACGAGAGCUUGGCCCUAGCCAAAUUGGUCACAUGGCUGUGGCUAUGACUCCGAGGAAGCCUUUAGGGCUGUUCACCUGCUACAGGGAUGAACCGAGCAAAACUGAGACGGUUUUUCGGAACGGCUUCUACUACGCGGGCGACAAGGCCUACAAGGACAAUGAUGGCUACCUCUGGUUCUACGCUCGGGCAGACGACGUCAUAAUCUCUGCAGGGUAUCGAAUCGGACCAUUCGAAGUGGAAAGCGUCCUGGCCAAGCAUCCAGCCGUCGCAGAGUGUGCCGUCGUCGGCAGUCCGGAUCCAAACAGGGGAGAAGUGGUGAAAGCGUUUGUAGUGCUCCAAGCGAGUCAUAGAAACAUUGAGGACCUGGACGGACUUGCCGUGGAACUGCAGGAAUUCGUUAAGAAGAACACGGCGCCUUACAAGUACCCCCGAAAGGUGGAAUUCGUCGGAGAGCUGCCGAAGACCAUCAGCGGCAAAGUUUUGCGCACAUCGCUGAGGGAAAGAGAAAAUCCAACCAAGGGUGCCUAAAGCUAUAGUCCCCCUCCCCCAAGUGGAUUAAACGUUGGCAUCGGAUCUUCGAGCUAUC